Messenger RNA from Pimephales promelas (fathead minnow), 915 nucleotides. Its product is annotated as G protein-coupled receptor 4-like. Gene Ontology annotation, molecular function: G protein-coupled receptor activity. Lineage: Eukaryota; Metazoa; Chordata; Actinopteri; Cypriniformes; Leuciscidae. The record is from RefSeq and is a predicted model, not a curated record. Gene Ontology annotation, cellular component: plasma membrane. Gene Ontology annotation, biological process: positive regulation of Rho protein signal transduction; phospholipase C-activating G protein-coupled receptor signaling pathway.
UCCUCAUGGAAAACAUAACAAGUUUAAACCUGAACUCCACCGCCUCUGGGUGGCAGCGUCCGCUGUGGUACCUGUUCGAGGCGUGUGCCGAGGCUCCUCACUGGUUUAUCUUCUACUUCGGUGUUAAAGUAUUAAACCUGGUUGCAGGCGUGCCAUUAAACAUCCUUGUGAUGUGGCAGAUUCUGAAGAAGAAGAGCGAGGGAUCGACGUCUGACAUCUUUAUUUUAAACCUCUCGGUCCUGGACGCAUAUUUCGGCCUCAUGACGCCGGUGGACAUUGCCAACCGACUGCACUUCAGCGAUGAAACGAUUUGGUACUCUGUGCGCUUCGCCUACGGGCUGAAAGACGUGACUCCGUUAUUUCUCACCUGUAUUUGUCUGGACAGGUACGUCGCCGUGGUCCAUCCCAUUUUAUUCACCGGGAUCCGUGAUAAUCGCAUCCGAAUCGCCGUCUCCGUGGUGGUUUGGGGACUCAUCCUGGCCUACUCGUUGACCAAAUGCUUUUUGGGCGUCUUGAGUGUGAACGAAGUCUUCAGCGGAGUCAUCCUCGCCGCCUUCUUCCUCAUGGUGUUCUGCAACCUGUCCAUCAUCUUGGUCCUCAGGAAAAGCGUGGCAGGGAAAGAAAUCAUGAACCCGACGAAGAAGAGAGCCUUCAAAAUGGUGACUAUCGUCCUCGCCAUCAUCGUGGUGAACUAUCUCCCUCCCGUCGCUCUGCUGCCGUUUGCCUCCACCUACUCGUUCGUGACGUUUCGGUGUAAGAUUGCCCUCGCCGUGUUCUCCAUCAUGGACUUGAGCUGCACUGUUGAGCCUUUGCUCUACCUCUCGAAGAUGGAGCGAUCCCAGUUCUGUCCCUGCCUCGAGAGUCCCUCCAAGAAACCCAUCGACGUUAGCGUCUGAAACGUAGCAUGAACGAUAU